AUAUACAUUGCAGCCUCCCGUCGUAGCUUUCUUUCUUUACCCUUUCUCAGUUUCUCUUUUUCAAUUCAAUUUUCCUUUGUAGCAAAAUCCCUCUUUAAUUCCCAAAAUAAACCAACCCUAAUUCUCUAUCGAUUUCUUUCAAUGGCGCCUCCAAUUAAAUCAAGCAAGGUAGGUCACGACGAAUCGGAUCCUCCAUCGAACAACCUAUGGGUGGGUAAUUUAGCCGCAGAUGUAACGGAUGCAGAUCUUAUGGAUCUUUUUGCGAAAUACGGUGCUCUUGAUAGCGUUAAUACGUAUUCUUCCAGGAGCUACGCUUUCUUGUACUUCAAGCGCGUGGAGGAUGCUGCGGCGGCUAAGGAUGCGCUUCAAGGAGCGGUGUUGCGUGGCAGUCCGUUGAAAAUCGAGUUUGCGAGACCGGCCAAACCCAGCAAGAAUCUCUGGGUGGGUGGAAUCAGCCCAGCAGUUUCCAAAGAACAGUUGGAAGAAGAGUUUCUUAAGUUUGGUAAAAUAGAGGAAUUUAAAUUUCUUAGGGACCGGAAUACUGCAUUUGUCGAGUUUUUCAAACUAGAAGAUGCUUUAGAAGCUAUGAGAAACAUGAAUGGAAAGCGAAUUGGUGGUGACCAGAUACGUGUAGAUUUUCUUCGAUCACAAGCUGUAAGAAGAGAACAGUUGCCUGAUUUUCGUGAUUCAAAGGAGAGUCAGUUUCCAAUUACACAUUCUGGAAUAAGACGAGCUCAGCCUUCAGCAGGCCGAAGGGAAGGCUUACCCAGUAAUAUAUUGUGGAUAGGGUAUCCUCCCUCUCUACAGAUUGAUGAACAAAUGCUUCAUAAUGCAAUGAUUCUUUUUGGCGAGAUUGAGAGAAUUAAGAGCUUUCCGUCAAGGCACUAUUCAUUUGUAGAAUUUAGGAGUGUGGAUGAAGCUCGGCGUGCUAAAGAAGGUUUGCAAGGGCGGCUUUUCAAUGAUCCUCGUAUAACAAUUAUGUAUUCAAGCAGUGAGCUUGGUCCUGGUAAAGAGUACCCCAGUUUUCACGCAGGAGUUAAAGGGUCAAGGCCAGAGAUUUUUAAUGAACGUGUUUUUGCAUCUAGUCAGUUGGAAAUGUCAGAUCAUCAUCGUCCUAUUGGAGUGCAUUCUUUUCCUGGAUCAUUGCCACCUAGCAGCGUUCAUAGACCAAACUUACAGUUGAGGCCUUUUGGUCUUCAAGGUGGUUUUGACCCUGUGCUCUCUGUUGCAGAAUUUAAUGAUUUGGCUCCUUUGCAUAAUCUCCGAGAUGGGAAUUCCAACAUUCAAAUGGGGCCAAGCUGGAGUAGGCCAUCUCCUCCUGCAUCUGGUAUCCUCCCUUCUCCAACUUCAAGGAUUAGGCCACCAAUGAGGUCAGUGUCUACUGGAUGGGAUGUGCUUGACCCCAAUCAGUAUCAGAGGGAAGCAAAACGGUCAAGAAUUGAUGCACCAUCAUCCAUUGAAGACGAUUCUUUUCCCUCGCGAAAGAUUGAUGAUCGUGGGCUUGUUUUGGACAAAACAUAUAGGCUUGGUCUGGACACUGAUGCAGGUGUCUCAGGUUCACUUUUAAAUGUUCAUGGGAAGCGUAGUCUUAGUCCAGUUGGUGCAAGGAGCGCAAUAGGAUUACAUCAGCGGCGUCUUGACAAUGAUUUUAUAUGGCGUGGCCUUAUUGCUAAGGGUGGAACACCAGUUUGCCAUGCUCGUUGUGUCCCUAUAGAUAAAGGGAUUGAGUCAGAACUUCCUGAAGUUGUUAAUUGCUCAGCCAGAACAGGACUGGAUAUGCUUGCAAAACACUAUGCUGAAGCCGUUGGAUUUGACAUUGUCUUCUUCUUGCCAGACAGUGAAGAUGAUUUUGCUUCCUAUACUGAGUUCCUUCGCUACUUGGGUUCAAAAAACCGUGCUGGCGUUGCCAAGUUUGAUGAUGGAACAACACUGUUUUUGGUGCCUCCAUCAGAUUUCUUAACCAAUGUGUUGAAAGUUGUGGGACCUGAACGACUCUACGGUGUAGUUCUCAAGUUGCCACAGCAAGUUCCCAGUAGUGCAUCAGUGCUGGCCCAGUUACGUCAGCCCAGCCAUUUUCCUCCAUUCACUGAUAGACAUCAGCUUCCUCCAUCAGAUGCUGACUAUAAUCAAAUUGCUAGGAAGGAGGAACAUAAUAUGCCAACGGAUUAUAACAGGAUGUUGCAUGAAGAAUCAAAGCCUACAUCAAAAUCAUAUUAUCCACCGACAACUGACUCUAUACCAGAGCCGUCAGUCCCUCAAGACUAUGCUUCGAGUAACACUGCAGCCGUUUCUCAAGCAGGAGUUUCAUUGACACCUGAGCUUAUUGCCACACUUGCAUCUCUGUUGCCUGCAAAUGCACAGUCAACUGUUCUAGAAGGCAGUCAACCAGUAAUAGGCUCCUCAGUUGUUAGGCCUCCAUUCUCAUCAAUUGCAGCUGAUAAAAGAACUUCCACAAAUGGAUGGAAGCAUGAUAAUCAGGUUUCUGGAAACCCAAAUCAUUUACAAUUUGGGAACCAGUACAAUCCUCAGGAACAAGUUCACUCUCAGUUUCAGCAUUACCCAUCUCUAUCCAAUGGACCUAACCAUUCAGCAAAUAUGGUCCCUGGCAACACCCAAAUGCAGGAUUCCUCUGUCAACCUACAACAUCAGGGCGGAAUUCCAUCUAGGCCUUUGACUGGUGUUGCCAUACCUUCCCAAAGUGGACAAGUUGCAUUGUCUCCACAAGUCAACCAGCCGUAUCAGCUUGAUGUUCCACAUCAGAAGAGUUAUGGUGGGAUGGUGCAUGGAACAGAUGUUCCAAGUUCAUAUAGUCCACCAGUUAUUCAACAAUCAAAUAAUCCUGUUGCCUUCUCUGGUCAGGCUCAGGGUGGUAAUUAUUCCCAGGCACAACCUGGUUUGUCUUUAUCUGCUGACAAAGUGAAUUGGGAGAUUUCUAAUCAGGUGCCUCAGUUCCAAAAUGCACUCUCUGGAGCCGGUCAAGCCACGUCGGAGGAUGAGGUUGACAAGAAUCAGCGGUACCAGUCGACAUUACAGUUUGCAGCAAACCUCCUCCUUCAGAUACAGCAACAACAGCAGCAAACAGGUAGUCCAGCAGUUCGAGGAUCCGGAAAUCAACAAUGAGAUUCCUUUUUUACAUAGGUAGUUGGGCUAUAUUUAUUGUCUGUCCCGAAAGCAAAGCGCCAAUUCUCAUGCUGCAAGCUUUUAUUGGUCAAUGAAGAAUCUGCAAGUGUGAUAGAUAUUUGCAAAGAUGCCUAAUGGUUUCUUUUUUUUGACUUGUAUUCUUUGUAAAAAUUGUUUCUUUAGGUUAGAGACUCAAGAUGGGUGCCCUGUUUUUUCUAUUUUUUUUUUUUUUUUUUUCCUUUUUUUUUCUUUUACUUCCUUUGUUAGUAAUCCUUUUGAUCAAGUUUCAUUUUUGCGUGCAAUAUUUCGCGCAACUAAUUUAUAGAACUUCAAAAUGCCAGACUAUGCCAUGCCCUUUGAGUUUUUACAGAA
This is a messenger RNA of Jatropha curcas, 3492 nucleotides long. It is a transcript of the gene FPA, whose product is annotated as RNA binding protein. Lineage: Eukaryota; Viridiplantae; Streptophyta; Magnoliopsida; Malpighiales; Euphorbiaceae. The record is from RefSeq and is a predicted model, not a curated record. Gene Ontology annotation, molecular function: RNA binding.